Messenger RNA from Drosophila elegans, 2065 nucleotides. Its product is annotated as zinc finger protein 853. The coding region runs from base 94 to 1845 and encodes 583 amino acids. The record is from RefSeq and is a predicted model, not a curated record. Gene Ontology annotation, molecular function: zinc ion binding. NCBI's taxonomy places the organism in Eukaryota, Metazoa, Arthropoda, Insecta, Diptera, Drosophilidae. The transcript has a single exon. Gene Ontology annotation, cellular component: nucleus.
UUUUUUUUUGUAUUGACAGCGCGCGUGUGGAUAUUUGUGGCCAACCGAGCUUGUGGAACAGCCAGAGCGCAGCUUCUGUCCGAGAUCCUAGCAAUGCCCAACAGCCACCUGGAGUCGCGGGUGGUGGACCUGGGCGUGGCCUGCCUGGUCUGCCUGAUGGAGGAGCCCGACUCGAGCUCCAUCUAUGGCCACGACCCGGAGUCGCCGCACAUGCUCAUCCUGGAGAAGAUCCGGCACUGCACCAGCCUGCAGCUGCUGGACGGCAGUCCCGAUGAACUGCAGCGCUGGCCGGACAAGAUCUGCAAGCAGUGCUAUCUGGAGUUGUCCGUGUCCUAUCGCUUCCACGAGAAAUGCGCCGCCGUCCAGAAGCUAUUCCACUCUGGCUCCUCCUUCUCCCACUCCACGCUGCUCCUUAGCCAGCAGCAGAGUGAGCAGCUCAAGCUGGACCUGAAACAAGCCCAACUUCGGCUGCCCGCCACACUGAAGAUCAAGCGGCUGGACAUGGAGACCAGCUUCUCCAGUGCCAUAGCCAGGGGCACUGAAACCGCCUACUACCACGAUGUGGAGGCGAAUGAGGAGGAGGUGGAGGAGGCUGACGCCCUCACUCUGCUGCCAGAUGGUGCCAUGGUCCUGUCCCUGAAUGAUCUGCAGGACCAGGAUCCCAUCAAGCAGCAGCCAGACGAUGAGGACUCCAACGAGCAGCAACACCAGCACGAGGAAGGGCUCGAGGAGGAGCAGGAGGAGGAGCAGGAGGAGGAGGAGGAGGAGCAGCUGGGCCUGGACCCCUGGGAUGCUGACCACACACCGCAGCAUCUGUACGAGAUUGAGACGCCACUGAUGGAGGAGUCCGUGGUGGACAGUCCGCCGCUGCCGCCGCCGCCGCCGCUGCAGUCAAGCAGCCAGCUGCGUAAGCGCACCCAUCGACGCGUCUCGCCCGUUGUCAAGCGGGAAAGGUUGCCGGUGCCGGUGCCGGAACGCGAUGAGGAUUACAAGCCGGCAGUCGCGGCCAAGCGACGCUAUUCCGAACGCUCGCCGAAGAUUUGCCAUGUGUGCGGGAACACGUACAAGUACCAGCACGCCCUCAACGCCCACAUGCGGCGGCACAACAACGAGCGGCCGUAUCCCUGCGAGGUGUGCCAAAAGGCGUUCAUCUCGAACGUGGAGCUGCGCCGUCACAUGCGUGUCCAUACCGGCCAGAAGCCGUACGGUUGUCGCUUCUGCGAGCGCCGCUUCUCGGACUUUGGGAGCAGCAAGAAGCACGAGAGGAUCCACACCGGCGAGCGACCCUAUAUAUGCGAAGUGUGCCACAAGGGAUUCGCCUAUGCCCAUGUGCUCUCCGUCCAUCGGCGCACGCACACCGGCAAGAAGCAGUUCCAGUGCACCCAGUGCGACAAGGGAUUCACCAAAAAGAGCUAUCUGUCGGCCCAUAUGGAUCAGCAUCGCUGUGGAUCGGUAUCGGGAUCGGGAACGGGGAGCAGCGGCGCGGCAACGUCGUCCGCUGGAGGAUCGAAUCGCAGCCUGCGUCUGCCCACCCGUAGAGCAAGCAAGCAAGUUCCCGUUCCCCAGGCAUUCAGCCUGGAUUCCGUGGUGCUGGAGCAGACCAAAGUGCUGGAGGAGUGCAUCGUUGCCAAUGACUUCAUGUUCAACGAGGAGGAUCAUGUGGAUGAAGAGCAGCGGGAGGCUGGAGGCAACGAGGAUGACCUGGAUGACCACGACGAUUCGUAUGCGGAGCCGGACUUUGGCGACGUCGACGGCUAUCAGAGUGUGCGCUCCGUCAAGGAGCUGGUCGGUGAUCUGCUCGACACCGAGCAGUUUGUCGACGAAUCCAAAUACAUUAUCGACUAGUAUUUGUCCUUGGACAACACUGCACCCCACAGCAAUCAAUAGUGCAAACGAAACCACUAAUUUUGGUCCACGGUAGUAGUCAUCCACCCUCAAUGAUUGCUUCAUCUACGGACGUACCACAAAACUUUCCCAACCCGUAGUUCUUAGUCCACAACAUUUAGAUACGUAACUUUAAGCCCGGUAAAAUCGAUGUAAAUAAAUUGAACGGAUAUUCAAACAA